GCUGUGUGUGCAAUCUCUGCCCCGCAGUUGGGACCAAAGAUUAUAGAGCGGAGAUGCUCUAGGAUCUUUGGUUGUGAUCUGUGUGCCGGCAGGCUGUGGGACAUUGUGCAGGCAUGGAGGUCGGGGCCCGGCACAGCGGGCAGGGGGCGGUGGGCAGCCGGCGGAACCCGCGGCCGUUCCGGGGCCAGCUGCACGGCUCUCUGCGGCGGGACUGCCUGCGGGCUCGGCAACUCUUCGACGACCCGCUCUUUCCGGCCGGCGGAGCGGCGCUGGGGGACGUGGCGGUGCCCGUGGCUCAGUGGAAGCGACCUCGUGACAUCCACGGCAACCCCCAGUUCUUCGUGGGAGGGGUCAGUCGCUUCGAUGUGUGUCAAGGAAGCGUGGGGGACUGCUGGUUCCUGGCAGCUUUGGCCUCGCUGACUCUUCGCCGUGAUCUCUUUGCGCAUGUCGUGCCUCCGGGCCAGGACUUCCAGCAGGAUUACUGCGGGCUCUUCCACUUCCGGUUCUGGUACUAUGGCGACUGGGUGGACGUUGUCGUGGACGAUUGGCUGCCCACCGACGACAAGGGUCAGCUGAUCUUCGUCCGGUCAUGUGACAUUAAUGAGUUCUGGGUCUGCCUCCUGGAGAAAGCCUAUGCCAAGCUGUACGGCUCCUAUGGGGACCUGCACAUGGGGAAUCUGGCGGAGGCCAUGGUGGACUUCACGGGGGGUGUGAAGAGGGAGAUCCGGCUGGACAACCCCCCUCCGGACCUGUGGAGGACCCUGAGGAGAGCCAUCACCCUCGGAUCCUUCCUGGGCUGCAGCACUGCCGUGGUAAGUGACGGGGAGCGGUGUUUGGACAGCGGGCUGGUGAUGACGCACGCGUACUCCCUAACCGCAGCCGAGGAGGUGAAAUGCCAGAACCAGCUGGAGGAGUUGGUGAGAGUGAGGAACCCCUGGGGCAAUGAUGUGGAGUGGAAGGGGCCCUGGAGCGACGGGUCGGCAGAGUGGGGCAGGAUCAGCCCCGACACCAGGCAGCGACUUCUCCAACAGCAGAACGACGGGGAGUUUUGGAUGUCACUGCAAGACUUCAGGGAGAAUUUCUCACAGCUGGUGAUCUGCAGCUUGACUCCCGACUUCCUGCAGGAUUGCGGCACCCACCGCUGGGCCCUGUCCACUCACCACGGCUCCUGGGUGCGGGGCUACAGCGCCGGGGGACCCCUGCACAACAAUGACAACUACUGCAGCAACCCACAGUACUGCGUGACGCUGGGGGAGGAGGACAUGGAGCCCGACUCCGGCACCAGCUGCUUCCUGCUCAGCCUGCUGCAGAAACCGCAGGCACAGCGACGCAACAUCAACUGCAGGCUGCAAAUCGCAUGUCACCUCUUCCAGGUGCCCCCCACGGUGAAGGUACUAAACCAGAAACUGGCCUGUACGAGCUUCGGUGAGCGUUUCCUGGUGAGCCGGGGCCUGGUUUACCGCAACACCCGGGAGGUGAGCUACACCUACCAGCUGGGACCCGGCACCUACCUGAUGGUGCCCAGCACCUUCCAGCCCAACCAGGCCGGAGACUUCAUCCUCCGCACCUACAUCCAGAGGAGCCGCCACCACAGCUCCACUUCAUCGCUGAGUCGCCAGGAGUACAGUGCGUGGGAGCAGACGUUCGACAAGUACGCCCAGCUUCCAGAGCCCAGGUGGCUGCCCCCUCAGCACAGCCAGCAUGAAGAGAGGAGACCCCUCACCCCCAACCCCAUGUCUCCCACCGACGUGCAGAGUGCGGAACUGUAUGCUGCUGGGUUACAGAGAGUUAUGAACGAAGUCUUCCUGUGCGGUGACCAGACUCCAGAUGGUGUCCUGGAUCACUGCCGCUCCUUGCUGAUGCAUCUGUCUUUCGACGGUGCAGCGAGACUCAACAAACGUGAAUUCAGGCGCCUCUGGAAGAAGCUGGAGUCACUGAAGGAGCUCUUCCAGAAGAGAGAUGUGGAUGGCUUGGGCCUGCUGGAUGUGACUGACCUCCUCGCCUGCCUCCGUGACGUGGGUUACCCGGUUGGUGGUGAAGCCCAGAAGCUGUUGUCCCUGAGGUACGGUGACGUGAGGGGGAUGGUGAGCCUGGACAGCUUCAUCCUCUGCUUCCUCCGCAUGGAGUCCGCUACCAAGAUGUUCACCCAGUUAAGUCGAGGCAGGGCCGGACUCCAUCUAAAUGCAGCAGAGUGGAUGCUCCUCACCACCUACUUCUGACGAUUGGAGGAGCUGUGUCAUGUCAGAGUCGGGCACGGAGACGCCGUUCAUGGGAAGCGAUCGGCCAGAUCAGAGCAUGGGGUCGUGCGCGAUUCCUCUGCCCUCCCGGUGACCCCCACCCCCGGUGACUCCUCUCCUGGUGACCACUAACCAAGUGCCCCCUCCCCCGUGGCCCCUUCCCGGUGACCACUGCCCCACU
Molecule: messenger RNA, 2418 nt
Organism: Leucoraja erinaceus (little skate)
Lineage: Eukaryota; Metazoa; Chordata; Chondrichthyes; Rajiformes; Rajidae
Product: calpain-1 catalytic subunit-like
Biological process (GO): proteolysis
Cellular component (GO): cytoplasm
Molecular function (GO): calcium ion binding; calcium-dependent cysteine-type endopeptidase activity
Source: RefSeq, a predicted model, not a curated record